Messenger RNA from Oreochromis aureus, 4297 nucleotides. Its product is annotated as dynein heavy chain 1, axonemal-like. Gene Ontology annotation, cellular component: dynein complex. The transcript is spliced from 11 exons. Lineage: Eukaryota; Metazoa; Chordata; Actinopteri; Cichliformes; Cichlidae. Gene Ontology annotation, biological process: microtubule-based movement. The record is from RefSeq and is a predicted model, not a curated record. Gene Ontology annotation, molecular function: dynein intermediate chain binding; minus-end-directed microtubule motor activity; dynein light intermediate chain binding. The coding region runs from base 1816 to 2553 and encodes 245 amino acids.
UUCUCUGCUUAGGCUGCUGCCCCCGCGACCCGACUUCGGAUAAAGCGGAUGAGGAUGGAUGGAUGGAUGGAGAUCUCACAUCAUCUUACAAGAAGAGCAUGCCUGAGUGGAAUGCUUUUAUUGGCCAGUAGAGCCAGUGUGGUUAAGAUGUGGACUAUAGGAAAGCACUUCUCUCCUUCCAAGGCUACUACAAUCCAUGUUGGUUGCGAUUGAUUUUUGUUUGGAAAUUGGCCAGGUUAGCCCAGUUUUAUAAUUAAGGGUGCACGAUAAUAUUGGCGAACAUGCCGACAUUUUAUGUUUGGUUUGUGCAGUGCAGACUGCCUAGCUUUUAGUUGAUUUUAAAGGUUUUGGGGGGGUUUUUUUGUUUUAAUGUUGAGUUUAGGCUACAGUGUAUUCAGCAGAUAGGCUCCGUGCAUCCUUAAUGAUAAUUUUACAAUGGAAUUGUUUGAAGAAUGUUGUCAAAUGUCCAUGUUAAUAUAGCCCAGGACCUUUAAUUUAAAUGAUAAAAACACUUUGUAUUAAUAACAAAUGUUACAGGUUGAGCAGUUUUAGUAUGCCUAGCAGUGUGUUUGUCUGUGCUUUGAAUUGUGCCUGUGCAAUGCACAGAUUUUAGCAGUGUAUUAAGGGCCAGAUUGGGCAGAACAAAAAGUCACUGCAAAAUGGCUUCUUUAAUGCAGUCCUCUCUGUUUAUGAGGCUUUACCAAUAAAGUUGCUGCUCUGCAAAUCUAUAGUUUUCAUUUUUUUGUCUUAUAAGCAGUAGGUAAAUGUCUUGAAUCUAGAACAGUAUUACUGCUGUAUAGAAAGGUAAAUGCACUAGAAAUGGAGAAUUAUUACAAAAAUACUAGUAAAAAGCUAACUUAAAUAAAUUUUGUCUCAAAAUGCCAGUUUCUGAUCUUAUUUCAAGUAAGGUGUUGUACUUAAAUCUAGAACAGUGUCACAUUUUAGAACUCUUUAAGUUAUAUACACUUAAAACAAAGAGUGUGAUGUUGGAAGGUUUAAAAAAAGAAGCUACUUUUGAGGGGAAAAUGCUACUUUUGAGCGUCACAAACUUAUUAUGAGACAAACUUCACAACACUAGUAAAAUAUAGCUAUGAGUUUUUCUGGCUAAUUUCAAGAUCUUGUAAGGCCUAUUAAACUGUCUUAUUUCAAGAAAUCUUGUCAAGAGAAUUUUCACUUGUUCCAUUGGCAGAUUUUUUUCACUUAAUACAAGAUAUUUUAGCUUGAAAUAAGUUUUUUUUUCUUGUUUUUGGAGCUCCAUUUUUUCCAGUGUAGGGAGAUGCACUGAGGCCCACAGUCAAAAUAUUAUUUAUGAGACCAGCUUCUCCAUAUUAAACCUAUCAGAAAUGCUGUCAUUUGUGUGAUUCAGGGCCCCUGGGCUGAGAGUAUGAUGCACGAUGCCAUGGAAAGAGGUCACUGGGGUUUUUUCCAGAACUGUCAUCUGGCACCAAGCUGGAUGCCUACCCUGGUGAGACUUAUUGAAAACAUCAACCCACUAAAGGUGCACGAGAACUUCCGCCUGUGGCUCACAAGUCUUCCCAGCAAUAAGUUCCCGGUGUCUGUUCUGCAGAAAGGUUCCAAGAUGACCAUUGAACCUCCAAGAGGCAUCAAGGCCAACCUACAGAAAACCUACAUGAGCCUCACUAAUGAUUUUCUCUCCUCUUCCACCAAGCAGACUUUCAAGUCAAGUCUUUGCUCCUGUCUCUCUGCCUGUUCCAUGGAAUUGCUUUGUAGAGAUGAAAGUUUGGCCCUUUGGGCUUCAACAUUCCCUAUGAGUUCACUGAUGGCAACCUGAACAUCUGUAUCAGCCAGCUCAAAAUGUUCCUGGAUGAGUACCAGGACAUCCCAUACAAGGUUCUAAAAUACACUGCAGGGGAGAUUAAUUAUGGUGGCCAUGUGACAGAUGACUGGGACAGACGAUGUCUGCUCAGUGUGCUGGAGGACUUCUAUUGUCCUGCUGUCCUCAGUAGUGAUCACGUCUACUCUGCAUCUGGAGUCUACCAGCAAAUAGACACAAAACUGGAUAUCAAGGGCUAUUUGGCAUACAUUCGUGGUUUGCCCAUCAAUGACACACCUGAGAUCUUUGGUCUCCAUGACAACGCUAACAUCAGCUUUGCUCAGAAUGAGGCCUUUGCCUUGUUAGAAGCUGUGGUUCGUCUCCAGCCCCGAGCUACAUCUGCUGGGGGCAAAACUCUUGAGGAGAUAGUGAAGGAGAUAGUGGCAGGCAUCGUUGAAAAGAUCCCUCCUCCUUUUGACGUUGAAGAAGUGAUGGAAAAAUACCCGGUGCUCUACGAGGAGUCCAUGAACACUGUGCUCAUCCAGGAGGUCAUCAGAUAUAACAAGCUGCUGGAAGUCAUCUGUCUGAGUCUCAGAGAUACUGUGAAGGCUUUGAAAGGUUCAGUGGUGGUGUCAUCAGCGCUCGAGCUUAUGGCCCGCAGCUUAUUCAACAAUGCGGUUCCUGAUAUGUGGCAAGGCCUACCCGUCUCUGAAGCCUCUGGCCUCCUGGGUGUCAGACCUGCUUCAGAGGAUCAAUUUCCUACAGAGAUGGAUCUCUAACGGCAUUCCACCUGCGUUCUGGAUUAGCGGCUUCUUUUUCCCGCAGGCUUUUCUUACCGGAACCCUCCAGAAUUAUGCCCGUCGCUCCGGGACCUCAAUUGACACGAUUGGAUUUGACUUUGAGGUCAGACCGUAGGCUGCCUCACUAGCAGCAAUGUUUUAAGGAACAGUCUUACAGAUUUAGUGUCAUGGUCCGCGGCCUGGUGUCCGAGGAGCUGAUGGGAUGCCCACGCCCACGGGUGUGGCUGUCAACGCCACACCUGCAUCCCAUCCCAGGCGAUCAUCAGGUGGACUAUUUAAUCCAGCGGCUCCACACCAGUCCAUUAGUCGCCUCUCAGCGGUAACAGCUCGGCGUAUUUUGAGCCCUCUCCUGCCUGUCUUCCUGCCCGCCUGGAGUUUGGAUCACUACCGGUACUCAUCUCCUCUAUUUUCCUGGAGCGCCCCCACGGACCCUCACCCCUCCCUCCGGUUCCCACGGCCCCACCUUGACCCCUCCCGCAGUCCCGAUUACGGCAUUCCUGAGUUAUUUAUCUCCCGGUCCCUUGGUUUUCUAGUUACUCAGCGGGUUUUCCUUUGACCCUUCCGGGACACCCUUAGUUAAAAUAAAGUUUAUUUUGCGUGCACCUUGGCGUGUUGUCUCUGCUUCUGGGUCCAGCUUGUGUGCUGAACUACGGUUCUUGACAGUACGGACUGGCCAGGAUGGACCCAGCAGAUCCAAUACGCUCCGCAAUUAACAAACAGGGCGCUAUUCUCGGUCGUCACGAUCAGCUGCUCCAAUCACUCCAGGACCAAUACCAGGAGCUUAGUGACACUCAGGAUGAACUGCGGGGCAAGCAGCCCGACCCUGCGUACCGCAGCAUUUCAUCUCCGCCGCUGGAACCCUUCCAUGGGGAACUAGACCUGUGUGGGGGGUUCCUUUUCCAAUGCUCUCUAUUUUUCAGGCGCACGCCUUCCCCACGGAUGCUGCUAAAAUUUCCCACUUUGUGGGGCUGUUACGGGGACGAGCUUUAGCAUGGGCUGAGGCUUAUUAAACCUCUCACCCCAUUCAUCGUUGCGAUUAUGAUGAUUUUCUGGAGGAGUUCAAGGCGACAUUCUCUCCUCCAGUCUCGGAGGACGACGCCGCACAGAAAUUGCUGGCGCUCCGUCAGGGGUGGCGCAGUGUAGCCGAGUAUAUAGUUGAAUUUCGAACCAGGGCGGUUGCCGUGGGUUGGCCCGAUUCGGCCCUCCGUGGGAUUUUUUUUUUUUUUUUACGCUCGCUGAACGAUCAGAUGAGAGACCAGCUAGCGUUCCACGAGGAAACAAAAUCCUUCGAAGAACUGGCUUCCCUCGCCCGCAGGAUUGAUAGACGCCUGCGGGAGAGGGAUGCCGAGCGGCGGCUUAAGCCAUUAAGAUCUGUAUUGCGCCCCGAGUUUCGCGUUUCGUCGUCCCUACUCGCGGCUGCGUGCGUGCGUUCUCCAUCGCCUCCCCCGCCCGAACCCAUGCAAAUCGGUCGCUCCCGGCUCUCACUGGAAGAAAGGGAACGCCGUUUUCGGGCUGGGGACUGCCUGUACUGUGGGAAGCCUGGUCAUCGCAUCGCUGCUUGCCCGGUUCGCCCAAACGAACCGGCCCACCGGCCUACGCGUCUCUGAAGCCUCUGGCCUCCUGGGUGUCAGACCUGCUUCAGAGGAUCAAUUUCCUACAGAGAUGGAUCUCUAACGGCAUUCCACCUGCGUUCUGGAUUAGCGGCUUCUUUUUCCCGCAGGCU